This is a messenger RNA of Temnothorax curvispinosus, 1400 nucleotides long. RefSeq lists its product as uncharacterized. The transcript is spliced from 7 exons. Gene Ontology annotation, molecular function: DNA binding. Lineage: Eukaryota; Metazoa; Arthropoda; Insecta; Hymenoptera; Formicidae. The record is from RefSeq and is a predicted model, not a curated record. Bases 149 to 1279 code for a protein of 376 amino acids.
GACGAUUAAUCUGUAUUACAGGACGAUUACAACGGCACCGGCAAGAAGACGUAACAAGUUAUGGAAUUAUUUUGAGGAAUUGAAUCCUUCGCUGGUAAAGUGCACGACCUGUAAAAAAGAAAUUAAGAUACCUAAUCGAACGAAGUCUAUGUUAAUAUUCAGAGUACACUUAGUAAAUGUACAUAGAAUAUACCCCGAUGAUGACAUUUAUAGACUACCUGACGACUUAAGGCAAUAUUACUCGGAAUUACCGGGCUAUAAGGCAAAAUGUAAUAACUGUAGUAAAAUAAUGUCUUUCUUAACGAACAAGGCAUAUUUACGAAAACAUUUAAAAAAACAUUCCACAAUAAUCCAGAGUCAAGAUGAAACAGUUACGAUAUCGAGAAAAAAACGCAGGAAGUUAUGGAAAUAUUUCGAAAAAUUGAAACCUUCGUUGAUAAAGUGCGUAAUUUGUAAAAUCGAAAUUUAUGUGCCUCAUCCAUCAAACAGCACAGUAAUAACGAUAGGACACUUAAAAAGACAUGGAAUAUUUUUCAAUAAUGACACUUUCGCACUACCUGAUGACUUGAGGCAAUAUUACGCAGAGUUACCGAGAUAUAAGGCAAAGUGUAAUGAUUGUGGUAAAACAAUGUCUUUCUUAACAAAUAUUGUACGUUUACGAAAACAUUUAAGAAGACAUUCGACAAGAAUCCUGAGCCGAGAUGAACCAAGCACUUCAAGUUUAGCGGACAAUAGUAUAGAUCCUUCUGCAGACCAUCAAAGGCGAGAUCGAAGCCAAGAAUCACUUAGUUUGCCCGCUCAAUCAUUUGAACAAAUGAGGAAAGGAACUAGCGCACUUAAUAAGACUGUUAUAAUGGCACUGAAAAAAAAACGCAGCAAGUUGUGGAAUUAUUUUGAGGAAUUAAAACCUUUGCUAAUAAAGUGCACAACCUGUAAAAAAGAAAUUAAAAUAUCUUCUCCAGGAAACUACACAUACGUAAUGAGAGUGCACUUAAAUAGACAUGGAAUAUUUCUCGAUAAUGACACUCUACCUGACAACUUAAGGCGAUAUUACUCGGAGUUACCGGGAUAUAAGGCAAAAUGCAAUAAUUGCGGCGAAACAGUAUCUUUCUUAAUAGAUUAUAAAAAUUUACGCAGACAUUUAAGAAGACAUUCCACAAGUAUCCAGAGUCCAAAUGAGACAAUUAUAAAGGCACCGAUAAAAAGACGCAGCAAGUUGUGGAAUUAUUUCAAGGAAUUAAAACCUUUGCUGGUAUGGAACAUUUACGAAAACAUUUAAGAAAACAUUCCACAAGAAUCCAGAGUCAAGAUGAACCAAGCACUUCAAGUUUAGCGGAUGAUAAUGAUCGAAACAAAUAAUAAUUCUUAUUAUAAAAAGCAACGACUUGCUGAAAUAUCAC